Messenger RNA from Pyricularia pennisetigena, 1008 nucleotides. RefSeq lists its product as uncharacterized. The transcript has 2 exons. Gene Ontology annotation, biological process: regulation of transcription by RNA polymerase II. The coding region runs from base 1 to 1008 and encodes 335 amino acids. Lineage: Eukaryota; Fungi; Ascomycota; Sordariomycetes; Magnaporthales; Pyriculariaceae. Gene Ontology annotation, molecular function: cyclin-dependent protein serine/threonine kinase regulator activity. The record is from RefSeq and is a predicted model, not a curated record. Gene Ontology annotation, cellular component: nucleus.
AUGGCCCACAUGACAAACCCCCUCGCCACACCUGAGCAGCUGCAUCAACGUGCUAGGUUUAGCUCGCUUCCAACCGAUCUCCAAGAUACAAUCUUCUACACAACCCAAUGCCUCACACAGGCCGCAGGGCUGCUGUUGCAGCUCCCACAGUCCACCACAGCGCAAGCCAAUGUACUACUCGCUCGGUAUUGGCUUGUGGAUUCGGAGAUGCAGCAUGAGUUCAGCGAUGUCUCGGCCGCAUGCAUCUACAUCGUCGCGAAGUGCGGCCCCUUCCCGCGCUCCCCCCGCGACGUGACAAACGUCUACGCCUACCUCCUCUCUCCAGCCUCGCCCCUCGCCCGACCGCCAAACACCACCAAUGCUGACGACACCAACGACCCGACGAAAUACUACCAGAGCCAAGCCGACUACUUCGCCGCACACAACCGCAUCCUCGCCCUCGAGGGCCGCAUCCUGUACGCCCUGUCCUUCGACACGCGCGUCGCCCUCCCGCACCCCCUGGCCGUGACGUACCUGCAGGCACUCGACUUCCUCGCCCAGCCGCGCGAGGUGGUGUCGGAGCGCGCCGUCGCCUACCUCAACGCCGCCCUGCUCUCCCCGCAGCUGCUGUACCUGACCCACCAGCCGAACGCUCUGGCCGUGGCCGCCAUCUACAACGCCGCCCGCGACCUCGGCGCCAAGAUGCCAGAGUGUGAGUGGUGGGAGGUGUUUGACGUCGAGCGGGAGGAGCUCGGGUUCUUGGUCGUCGGCCUGAGGAGCCUCGAGGGCUGGGUCAGGCAGCAGAAGAAGGAGGGGUUGGCGUCUGGGGACGAGGCGCUGGUUCCUGCGCUGCUCGGUGGGGAGGGUGGUUUGCUCACCAGGCGGCUCGUGGAGGCGGAAAUGCAGAGGAGAGGGUUACAGCUACGCCAAAAUGGAGGUGGUUCACAGGGUACAGACGCAGCGGGGGACGAUGAGGCCGAGAUGAUGAGGAAAUUGGAUGAAAGGGUUGCUAGUAUGGAAGAAAGCUAG